AAAUUAGGAACUUAGAGUUUGAUGAUGUUAGCGCACUUGUUCCCAAAUCUUUAAUCGCACUCUUGCAGCUAAAAUCUGUCCUAAAAGCUCAGAUUUUAAGGUCCGACGAACAAAGAAACAUGUUUAUCUAUUGAACCCACAACCCGUUCUAACUCAGAGAUCGAUUACAUACAUACAUAUACUCGAUGCCUUCCACUUCAACUAAUAAAAACAAGGACAAGGUGGUCUCUGAGGAAGAAUCUGAAACAUCAGUUGAUGAGUCCGAUGUUAGUGGUUCUGAAGGUGAAUAUGUUUCCUGGGUCUCCUGGUUUUGCAAUCUGAAAGGACAUGAAUUCUUCUGCGAGGUGGAUGAUGAUUACAUUCAAGAUGAUUUUAACCUUUGUGGGCUAAGCAGUCAAGUUCCAUACUACGACUAUGCCCUUGACUUAAUUUUAGAUGUUGAGUCAUCCCAUGGUGAUAAGCUUAGUGAAGAACAGAAUUCAUUAGUUGAAUCAGCAGCAGAGAUGCUCUAUGGUCUUAUUCAUGCCCGAUAUAUACUAACGAGCAAAGGGUUGUCAGCAAUGAUGGAGAAGUACAAGAAUAAUGAAUUUGGGACAUGCCCGAGGACUUUUUGCAACGAACAGGCAUGUUUGCCAGUUGGCCAGUCAGAUAUUCCCAGGUCAAGCUAUGUGAGGAUUUACUGUCCACAAUGCGAAGAUAUAUACUUGCCGCGUACCAGAUAUCAAUAUGCCAUUGAUGGGGCUUAUUUCGGGUCAACAUUUCCUCACUUAUUUCUGAUGACUUAUAACCAUCUCAAGCCACAACGAGAUUCUCGCAGUUAUGUUCCUAAAGUAUUCGGUUUCAAAGUCCACAAGCCAUAACUUUAGGUACAUGAGCUACUUCCAGAGUUUUAUUCGAGUUUAUAUACUUUGGCAGGAAAGUUAGUUAUGUUCAUGUUGGACACCGGAAUGUGGAAUGAUGGUGCCAGCUUGAUUACACUGAUGACACAGGAUAUCAGUGUGGACCAUUGACUUAAAUUUGAAUCUUCUUAAUCUAGGGGGUUGUUUUCGGCAGUUGGAUAAUCUUCUGGAUGUAAAUUUGGGAUAGAUCAGUAUCAGUCUAUUUCGAAGUUGUUAAACUUUUUACAUUUUAGCAGGUGAAAUAAUAUUAGUAAGACUACGCAAUUUCGAUGACCAA
Messenger RNA from Daucus carota subsp. sativus, 1176 nucleotides. Its product is annotated as casein kinase II subunit beta-1. The transcript has 5 exons. Gene Ontology annotation, cellular component: cytoplasm; protein kinase CK2 complex. The coding region runs from base 186 to 860 and encodes 224 amino acids. The record is from RefSeq and is a predicted model, not a curated record. Lineage: Eukaryota; Viridiplantae; Streptophyta; Magnoliopsida; Apiales; Apiaceae. Gene Ontology annotation, molecular function: protein kinase regulator activity.